GUUUGAAUCGGAUGGAGCUGUUCUUUCCCCAUUUCAAUCACAGCUGCAGCGAAGCGGAAACUUCCCACAGCCCUCAAACACGCUCGCUGAUCUCGGCGUGAUAUUCUCUUCUCUCUGCAUCGAGUGUGGAUGUCGACUGAGCCGCCGCCGCCGUUCGCCCUGAAAACAAGAGAGAGAUCGGGGUUCACGCGAACAACUCCCCGGUCCAUGCACGUCUGUUUCUUUUAAAGGAAAGCACCAAACAGCCACGUACCGACACAGCAUACAUGCGCUAACUUGAGCUAGCCAGUAGCUAGCCAGUGCAGCAGCGGUCAGUGCAUGGCUACGCAGAGACCAGCAGCUCUGACUCUCCCUCACAGACGUUUGACAUGGGGAGUAAAAUGUCCUUCAGCAGAGGAAGCAGUGACCAAAAUACCGUCUCUGACCUAACUUCUGUGACACCUCAUCCUCGCAGUUCCAUUCAUGCUCCUUCGGACUGCAAGCAGAUACCUGAGGAUAAGAGAUGCAGUGAUGAAGACCUGGACUCCAGUUGGAGAGAGGAAAUGAAGGCGACAGAACCGAGUCAAACUGCCCCUGAGUCCCACUCAUCAUGGGCUCUGGAGUCUGACGGCCAUGUUAACUCUGAAACAGGCGUCGGAACUAAUAGUCAGCAGAGUGAGCACAUGUCAUCACAGGUAGGGAUGGACGCAAUGCCUCCUGCGAUCGUGUGCAGCUCAACAACAGACAGUCACAGACAGACUUUGGAGGUCUGCAAAAAACGCAGGCGCACUCGUAAAAGAAAAUCGCGGUUGACUGCGGCAGACAGAAACAAUCCACAUACAGCUGGUGUUGAUGCAGUUCAGCACAAGGAGAUCAGCACCACCAGACGUUUGCCAGCAUGUUUAGAAAACCACAACAGUGGUGAUGUGCCUCAAACUGUAGACGAUCCUUUAAUAAAUAAUUCUGCUCCUCAUACUGUCUCUGAUGGUAAAGUAGAAGACGGUGUGCCUGCGUUGACAAAGAGAAGAGGGCGGCCAAAAAGAGCACAAAUCUCAGCUUUUAAAGACAUCCAUACUGAGGCAGCCGAUGCCAGUACCCCUGCUGCUUCCGCUCAUGUCAGCAACAUUAACGGUCCUGCAAGGAGGCUGAGGAGUAGAGGAGAGAGGAAUGAACACACUGCUUCUGAUAACAAGCAAACCGAGUUGUCUCCUCCUGAAAGUAGUAAUGCAUCAAAUUUACAAGCUGUUAAAAGAAGAAGGAGUAAACUGGCUGAUCAGCAGGUUCCAGCUAAAGUGUCCAGACUGGAGGAUUCCCAGGAGGUCCCUGCAGUGUUGAGCAAGUACAUAGGCUGUGGGGGGAGAGUGGAGACAGAUAAGCAGGUGGAACUAAACACCGACAAACAAGAGACUGAAGCCGACAGACGGGAACAUCAGUGCUCCCCGCAGUCAAGAACAGGAGAGCAACAGACAGAGCUCAAAGAAGUUGCAGUACCACAAAGGAGACUGCGUUCCCAGGCAGCAGCUGAGUCUGAAGUUGUUCCCUCAAAGCAUCUAAACAGUCUAAAUCUGGCAAGUCUUUCUCUAAGUGAUGAACCUAAGAUUAAACAGUCAGUGGGCAUCACUGACAGCGAGAAGUCUCACUCACAAAGCAGACCUGACUUUCCAAGAGACACAAACAUGCAGAGUACAGAGCUGUCCGUCAGUGACGUUGGAUUGUCUACCGAAGAAACACCCAAACUUGCUGGCAGCAGCCCUGCUGUGAAAACUGAGAAUAUAGAGGCGGAGCUGGAUCAUUUAAAUCUUAUGUCAGAGUCAAACACUUCUAAAUCUCCACAACACAGUGCCAACACCACCCCUAAAUCUAAGGGUCCGAACAGUCAGAGAAACACUUUAAGGCGCAAGAGAGGCGGCAAGAGGAGGAGGAGAGUUAGUAAUGUGUUGAUAAAGAGCGAGCAACUUGUUGAGGGCCUGGAAGGCAGCACCGACACCCAAGUCACAGCAGACUGUGCAGACGUGGAUAAGGAGGCCAAGUUAGAGGAUGACGCAAAUGUCAUCUACAUUAAAAGAGGAGGUAAAACUCUGAUGAAAUGUGGCUACUGUGGUCGUGUAUUUAAAUUUCAGUCCCAGUUCGUCAUCCAUCAACGGAUUCACACGGGAGAGAGGCCGUUCAAGUGUCCCGAGUGUGGCAAAGGUUUUACCAAAAAUUCCAACUUAAAUCUGCAUCUCAAGACGCACAGAAAGAGCAACAUUUAUCAAAAAUGCCCAUUUUGCAAGAUCAAAUUCUCUUGCUCUGAGUACACUUCUCAUAUGGAGAUGCACGCACAAGAGCUGGCCAAGGAAUCCGAGAAUGACAAAUCCGCAAAACAGAGUGGAGGGGUCGACAAUGAAUAUAGUCUGGCACCUCAGACACCAGUUUCCUCGGGAAAGAAACAACGGAAAGUGUGUCAGUACUGUGGUAAAACGUUCCCCUUUCAGUCCGCACUUGUAAGACAUGUGCGUGUCCACACAGGGGAGAAGCCUUAUAAGUGUGAUAUAUGUGGCAAAGCUUUCGGUCAGGCUUAUUUCCUCCGCGUUCACGAGCUCACGCACUGGUCUGUGAAGCGCUAUAACUGCACGCUUUGUGAAAAAUCAUUCACUCAUUACAGCAAUGCAAAAAAUCACACGUGUAGACCCACGGGAGGCAACAACUCAGAACCCAACCGACGCACAAGGCCUUCACUAACAUACACGUGCCACAUCUGCAAGAAUGUUUUUGACCACUUGCAGGAGUUCAACAGUCACAUGAAAGCCCACACUGGUGCCAAGCUUUACCGCUGCUUGUUCUGUGACAAGCUGUUUGGCGUAAUGUCUGAAUUUAACACCCAUCGCAACCAGUGCAGAGAGAGAAACGCCUCCAGCUCUGCUAUAAAGGAGGAAGACAUGUCGUUGAUACAGUACACAGUGCCUGCUCUGAGGUGUUCGUCAGCACACUACUCAGCUUCUCCCAUCGUAGCUGCAAACUGCGAAACACAGAAAAAACCACCACAGAUGAUCAACAAGAAACGCAUCGCUAACCGAAAGAAACCGUUCCAGUCAGUCGUACCGGCCCACCAGCUCUCAUAUCUCGUGUCCAAGUUAAACAAACUAGAUAACAGAUCCGAUCCCAGGAAAUAUCUGUGUCCGAGCUGCGGGCGACAGUUCAGACACAUGGGCAGACUCCGAGCCCACAUGCUCACGCACGCCCCGGGUCAGAGUUACACUUGCACCUGCUGCGGUAAGACGCUACAGAACUGGAGAAAACUGUGGCGUCACCAGAGAAUCCACAGACAGAGACACGGUCGCUUCACUUGUCCUCAGUGCGGGCGCGGUUUUCGGUUUGCAGAGCCUUACAAGAAACACAUGAGCGAGCACCAAGAGUUCCAGUGGGUUCAGUUCAGGCCUAAGAAAGUGUUUCUGCCUUAUCAAUGUGAGCAAUGCAGGUGCAGCUUUAAGACUCUAGACUUGCUGUUCGGUCACCAGCUCUGCCACUCAGCAACGCAAGACACGCACAAGGACGCUGCUUUUGAUGUAUACGAUUUAUCAGAUGAUCUUAGUACGCAAGGAAACAAGAAAACGUUUACCCCUUCCACUAAUAACCAUAUUGCAUUGGUACAUGAACUUGAAGAAAGCAUUUCUCCUCUGAGAACCUCCAAACAUCCAGAUCCACUUCCUCCAGAGUCACAUACAGUGCCCGUGAUUUCUCUUGUCGAAAAUCAGGGGGUUGUUUCUGGUAAAACGUCCCUGUGCCCCAGCACCGCACACUCAAUCCAAGACAGAGGAACAAGCCAUGACAGAGAAGAUGGAAAUUCACUUGGAAAACCCAUUACACCUUUGAGAACUGUGAAAAGAUGCACGACCCAAAAUGCCAGCAAAUCAAAUGAUGGGACUUCUGAUGGCAUUCAGUGCGCUGUGUGUGGUAAUGCCUAUCCUGCCAUUUCAGACCUUUAUCAGCACUAUUUACAGCAUGCUAGAGGCCAGGUGUAAGAACAUGAACACAAAGAUACAAUUCCUCUUUCUAUUUGUUCAGACAGGGACCAUACAGUGGGAAAAAUAAAAACAUUACAUACCUGGAAAUUACUGAGUGUGCAAAAUAUUGGGAGGAGUAGAUGCAAAUACUUUAAUUAAGCGCAUGCAAUGUGAUUUACAAAGCCUGUAAAACAUUGCUGUCAUUGUGACUGCAUCUACAUUAAGGGUCUGAUCUUCUAAGAUCCCAAAUAAAGAUAACAUGUUUGUUUGCCUCUUACACUAACACCUCCAAUUCCAUGGCAUUACAUUUCGUACUUAAUAUUUUAGUAGAUCAACCUCAGAAAGCCUACCAACCAAAGUGCAAUCUGUCAUAAUGCACACGCAAUUCAACGCUGAAUCAGGCCCUUAAUGUCAAAAAGAAUGCAACUACAUUUUCAUGUUCAUUGGGAAGCUUGACACUAAAGCCACUACGCUUUGUUUUUUCUUUUGGUUUGCUUUUUCUUGGAAAGAAGCACUCCUGCUUAAUAACAAUACAUUUCAACAGGUUAUAUUUGUGAAUGGUUGAACAUAAAAUAUCAGAAAGCAAAUAACUGAAACAUUUUGAAUUUGUGUAUUAUCUUGUUGCUCUUAAUCCUUGUGCCAACUUUUUUAUUUUCACUGUCAACUCAGCUGAUCAGAUUUAAGACUGAAUUUAUAAACUCUGUUUAUAGAGUUUUCUUGAGUUUAAAGUAGUUGUAACUAUAAAAUCAAGUUUUUCUCAUCGAGUCACUCAAAAUUAUGAGCAAUUCAGUGAAUGAUUCAUAUAUUUUCAAAUUCAUUUCAUUUUAAUUUGUCUGUUGGCAUUUAUCGUGCGCAUGUUUGUCAAAGAGUUUGUGCUGCUGUGGAUUUGUGAUGUGAUGGCUGGAAGCAUGUGAUGCUAAAUUUCUUUUAGACAUUCCACACCUUCAGCACCACGUUCUGUCAAACAGCCAUUGUUCACUACGGUUUUUUCAUGCUUCAAUGUCAGGCGUAAUUAUUUUGAAACCAUAAAAAAAUGAUCUCCUACAUGGAUACUCUGAUCUGUUGUAAAUAGCUUAAUCUACAGUUUGUCUUCAAAACAAUAAAGGUCACUUUUGUAUUA
Messenger RNA from Paralichthys olivaceus (Japanese flounder), 5082 nucleotides. RefSeq names its product zinc finger protein 62 homolog. Gene Ontology annotation, molecular function: DNA-binding transcription factor activity, RNA polymerase II-specific; RNA polymerase II cis-regulatory region sequence-specific DNA binding. Gene Ontology annotation, cellular component: nucleus. Gene Ontology annotation, biological process: regulation of transcription by RNA polymerase II. The record is from RefSeq and is a predicted model, not a curated record. Lineage: Eukaryota; Metazoa; Chordata; Actinopteri; Pleuronectiformes; Paralichthyidae.